AGCCUAGCAUAGAAGUCCACUCAUCUGCUAGACUGAGCAGUGCUGCACCCACAUCCACUCGUUUGGCUGUGCUUCAAUCAAUCAGGUGAUUUCAUCACAACAGCUUCACUUCUGAGAAACCCAAAGACUUACCUGCGCACGUCCUUUCGGAGUGCUCAAAAUGAAUCUUGAGCCACCCAAAGCUGAAAUCAAAUCAGCCACCCGUGUAACCGGAGGCCCUGCCACUCCUCGCAAGGGCCCGCCCAAGUUCAAGCAGCGGCAGACCCGACAGUUCAAGAGUAAGCCUCCAAAGAAAGGAGUUCAAGGAUUUGGAGAUGACAUUCCUGGCAUGGAGGGCUUGGGCACAGAUAUCACCGUCAUCUGCCCCUGGGAGGCCUUCAACCACCUGGAGCUGCAUGAGCUGGCCCAGUACGGCAUCAUCUGAGCCUUCCCAUUAUGGGCCGAGUGUUUCCAACCACCUGCCUCAGGCCCCAUCCCAAACCUCUAAAUGGAACUGUUCUAAACGAAAAACCAAAAUAACGAACUGUAACAAACAUAAAAAUCGGAAAAAGAGAAAAAAGUGACCAAAAAAAGUAUGUUCUCUGACUCUGGACUCUCCAACUCUUACACAACAUCUGCUUGUUUAGGAUCUGUUUGAUUUUUUUUUACAACUUCACUCAGUAGAUCUGCUCUGUUACUCCCUCAUCAACAAAACAAAGAACAUCUUUGCCUACUAUCUGUUCUUUUGCUUUCUCUUCUCUCUCUUCUCUUCUGUCCUGAACAUGGAUAAAAACAAGAAACAUACGAAAGCAAGGCAGCCUCACAGUGAGUUUAAGUGACAGACCCGUGAAACAGGUGGGCUCCCGUUUCACGUGCCUCGGUGCCUCGUUCUCCAUCUUAAGAGGGUUCUUCCAUCGAUGCCGAACACAUAAAACCCUGAACCUGAAUUCUGUAGAGAGCAGACACCAGCUUGCCAUUGCUAAACGUAAGAACAAUAAUCAGAGCCCCACGAUGCAAAAUAAAACUGCCCUUUAUACUGCACAUAUCAAGACUAUGAUAUCAGCUCAAAAACUGGCGUGUUAUCACAACUUAUCACUGUACCUCUACUGCCGUGUUUUCUUGUGAGGCCAGUAUCACCUUCCUACCUUGUAAAUUUCCCUUGUAUGAUGUUGAUCUAUGUCAUUUCAAGUGUAUUUCUCCUACUUCCACAUGACACUGUUGUGUCCUGUGAGUUUAUAUUUGGUGUUUUGAAGCUCAUCGUUGUAGCUCUCGUUUGUUUUUCUUACCUAGAGUAGGACAUUUUUCAUUUGUAAACUGUGUCCUUCAUCUGCCGUCCAUCACUCUGCCUAUGAUUCAUCUCCAAAUCCUCUUUGUCGUCCUCACACCACUGACGUCUACAGUUAUUAUUUCACUGCAGAGGAGAAGACGAUUAUAAAUGAAAGAGUGAAAGAAGGCGGAGGGAUCAGUGGAAUAAAUACUAACAACAAAAGUCUGUUGAGAUGUGUAAUGGAGCUUUGUUCUCUCUACAGGACGAUGGAACAAAAAAAAUAAAGAAAAAAAAGAGUAAAAUAAAA
Molecule: messenger RNA, 1553 nt
Organism: Xiphophorus maculatus (southern platyfish)
Lineage: Eukaryota; Metazoa; Chordata; Actinopteri; Cyprinodontiformes; Poeciliidae
Gene: pde6gb
Product: phosphodiesterase 6G
Exons: 4
Coding region: 161-424 (87 amino acids)
Biological process (GO): positive regulation of epidermal growth factor receptor signaling pathway; positive regulation of G protein-coupled receptor signaling pathway; visual perception
Cellular component (GO): photoreceptor outer segment membrane
Molecular function (GO): cGMP binding; 3',5'-cyclic-nucleotide phosphodiesterase activity
Source: RefSeq, a predicted model, not a curated record